UCGAGCUCCCUGGCCAGGUUACCAUGCUGGCGGGGCGGCCUGCUGCGCUCGAGGGGCUCUCCGUGCCCCCACUGCACCGCCCCCCGGAGGAGGGGUGCUGGGUGUCUGGGUGUCUACUCCUGCCUGUCUCUGCAGCAGAGCUUAGCAGAGUUCUCGGUCGGAGAAGCGCACCAGGCAGCGGCAAUAACUGCGGGCCCGGCGUACGGCAGCCAUCUUCGCGGGGCAGGGGGCCAGAUCGGGGCGCGCUGGGGUGGCGGCGGCGGCCGGGGACUCGGGGAGUGGAGGGACGCCCGUUGCCAGCCGAAGCAGGGGAUUAUGCGAACACCGGAGCGUCAGCCCUACGGGAGACCCCGGACGCCGCUGCGGUGCUGCCCCCUCAGCUGCGCAAACCUGCGCCGACGCGCCGAGCAUGCGCAGUGUCGGUGCUGCCCGUGUGCGCUGCCCGGCCACCUAGUCCCGCGGGCUGCCUCGUGGUAGGCUAGGGGUUGCGGACCUACUGUAUGCGCGCGCCUGACGCUGGGUGAGGCUGCCCGGGUGCCGAACCUCAAGCUCAACCCGCGUGUUGGGCUAAGUGAACACUUAAGCGAACUUGAACAAGCACUACCUCAAAAAUGUUUACAACCCAAAUUUAGGGGUGGGCCCCUAAAGCAAGCCGCCCUGAGAAGCAUCGAACUGGACGCUUGGGACAGUCGCAACAAAGUCCUCGGAGCCUCUGGCUAGAGUCCCGCGCCAAGAAUGCGGGAAAACAAACUUCUCAACAGUCACAGUUGUUAUAACGACUAAAGUUUUUGAGAGCACAGACAGACUGGAGGUUGAGGAAAAGACACGCUUUGGUGCCCAGCAGGAGGAAAGAGCCCACGCAAGGCACGUCUCACUACAGAUCCCAUAAUGCAGUGAGAGAAGGGCUUGCGACUCCAUAGCCCUGAAACCCAAGUGCCGUGGAGACGGCGCCCGCGAGGCACUCUGGGAUUUGUAGUCGGCCUCUCAGGUUUGAGCACCGGAACUUACACUUGGUCCUCCGCCCCCCCUCUUAAAGCCCAUACUACCUUAUUUCUUCUCAAGUGAAUGUACUUGUUUAUCAGGUGAUACUUUGUUUUUACACAAUUUAAAUCUUUU
Messenger RNA from Chlorocebus sabaeus (green monkey), 1116 nucleotides. Lineage: Eukaryota; Metazoa; Chordata; Mammalia; Primates; Cercopithecidae. The record is from RefSeq and is a predicted model, not a curated record.